AAAAGAGGGCGGGGGAGCGCGGUUUGGUGAUUUUUUGUUGAUGCUUUGCGCAGCGGCUGUAGGAUUUUUGAUCAAUUGCGCGGAUGGGCGUCACGGAGCUCCAGGCGAGCGUCAAGGCGCUGGUGAGAUCCGGGGGUGAAUUCAACCAGGACAAGGCGUGCUCUACAUUCUACUACGUUCCAUCGUCGGGCGAGGCAUCGGCGCAUCUCUCCGCCUCCGGGCUUGGAAACGAUCAAAAGCCGCGGUUGCGAUGGACGCCGGAGCUGCAUGAUCAGUUUGUCAAGGCCGUGGCGCAGCUCGGUGGCCCCGAGAAAGCUACACCAAAGUCGGUCCUGAAGCUAAUGGGCGUUCAAGGGCUAACACUUUACCAUCUCAAGAGCCAUCUCCAGAAGUAUAGACUUGGAAUGCAAAUACCCCGACCCGAGACUAGCGGCGAUGGCAGGAGUAACUCCGAGGACAGCAGCAAACAACAAGAGAGUUUGCCUCUCACGCAGAUAAUUGCGGUGCACGCGGAGGUCGAGAAGAAACUCCGGGAGCAGAUGGAGAUCCAGCAGCAGCUACAGGCCCGGAUCGACGAGCAAUGCCAGCACCUGUACAAGCUGAUGGAGAGCGCGAGCCCUCAGAAGAAAUCGAUCAUGGCGGACCUGGAGGCCGCUCGAAAGCUCCAGCUCGACGGCAUCAUGGAGCUGUCCAAGAUGUACUCGGGGCUCCAGAGCGCGGUGGAGCAGCACGGCAAGCUGGAUCAAGCGACGAGCAACAACACCGCGGGGAUCAAGAGGCGCCCCAACGACGAUGAUCCCCAACGCCAGCUCGAGGAGGAGCAAGAGAGGGUGACAAAGUCGCUAGUGCAGUGGAAGAAGGAGCCAGUGUGGGAUGACGACGAAGCGCAGCAUGCAUCAGGCUCCACUGCCGAGAUCUCGACGGGGCUCAAUCUCAGUAGCGGUCGCGGCUUAGACUUGAAUGAUAAGGUGGGGAGGGCCCAAUCCCUAAUAAACCCCUGGACUGCAUCUAUAUCUACACCAAGAGAGGGACAAGACGCGAGCAAAAAGGCGCACCAGAGGAGAAGCAUGGGAGAACCUUCUGCCAAGAAUUGCGUGGUUUGCGAGAUUAUAUAUAUCCAUCUUCCAAUCCAUGUCUAUAUGAAUGAAGCCAUAAAGGUGGCAGCGAUCCACCAUAUGUCUGGAUGGAUCGAGAAGGUGGCAUACGAGCGUGAGAAUCGUACUAGUGACAACGUUUUUAGGGUUAUCCUCUAUCGUGGCUCGUGUUUCUUGGUCUGGUCAAGGAGGGAAUUCGCAGGAAUUGCCGCGUUUCCAGUGUUUCUUGGCAUCUCCUCUUCCAGCAGGGGCGCCAGACUCUCGCAGGGGACGUGUCCGUAUCGCGCGUUUUGGGUUGUAGCGUCUACAGCCGAAAUGCUGUAUGAGGCUCUCAAGCAAUCCACGACAAAGAUGUCGCAACACCAAAGGCCGUCGCUUCCAUCUCCUUCCCCGCAUCAUCACCAAGCGCUGUCCGAUCCACAGAGAAUUGCGAGCGGCUCUUCUCCCGGCGCUACGAGCUCUGGCGGCGGAGGAGGAGCAAGCAGCAACGCCGUCUCGAAUGCGGCGGCCGCCGCCGCUAAGCAGCGCCUCCGAUGGACGCCGGACCUUCACGAGCGAUUCGUAGAGGCUGUUGGGCAGCUGGGAGGAGCCGACAGAGCUACUCCCAAGGGUGUUCUUCGCGUAAUGGGCGUGCAAGGACUCACAAUCUAUCAUGUCAAGAGUCAUUUACAGAAGUACCGACUUGCGAAGUACAUACCAGAUCCGAUGGGCGAUGGGAAAUCGGACAAAAGGAGGCACCCGGAUUUGCCGAGUCUCGGAGGAUCUGUUCAGAUCAACGAGGCAUUGCGUAUGCAAAUGGAGGUACAAAAGAGGCUUCAGGAGCAGCUCGAGGUGCAACGGCACCUCCAAUUGCGAAUCGAAGCGCAAGGGAAGUACCUGCAGAAAAUUAUUGACGAGCAGAAGAAGAUGAGUGGGGGUCUUGACAACCAGCCAGGUGCCAGUCCCGGAUCGACGCAAGUUUUUAGCUCAGAUAUAACAGUCCAAGGCUCAGAUCUCAAAUAUGAAUUGACCGAGAGCGUACCAGGUCUGAUGGAUCCACCAGGAGGAGGUGGAGGAGGAGCUUUGCCAGCGAUCACAUCAGCGCUUUCGGCACUGGGAUCAAUGGCAGCUAACAACAGUUUGUCGCGAGAAAACUCGCCGGCGUCAGUCCCAAAUCCUUUGGGAGCCAGUUACACUUUACUCAACAACAACAACAACAACAUUAGGACCGAUGACGCGGUAGUAGUAUCACCGAGACACCAGGAAUCAGUAGAAGAGUAUCUUCAUUCGAAAUCUUUACAACAGCAGCAGCAGUCUUACCACCAUUCGAGUUAUUUGCAGUGUAACACAGCAGGCUUCCAUGACCACAACACUGGCGAGAGUUUUCUGUAAUAUGUAGGAGCUCUAUAGCCGCCGCAGCAAACGACUUUGUCCACUUUGGUACGAUCGUUUCUUGCCGCUUGUUGAAAGAAUUGAGACUUUUGUAACCGCGUU
Messenger RNA from Selaginella moellendorffii, 2567 nucleotides. RefSeq lists its product as uncharacterized. Lineage: Eukaryota; Viridiplantae; Streptophyta; Lycopodiopsida; Selaginellales; Selaginellaceae. The coding region runs from base 84 to 2465 and encodes 793 amino acids. The record is from RefSeq and is a predicted model, not a curated record. Gene Ontology annotation, molecular function: DNA binding; DNA-binding transcription factor activity. The transcript is spliced from 17 exons.